Messenger RNA from Colletotrichum scovillei, 1908 nucleotides. RefSeq lists its product as uncharacterized. Bases 1 to 1908 code for a protein of 635 amino acids. The record is from RefSeq and is a predicted model, not a curated record. Lineage: Eukaryota; Fungi; Ascomycota; Sordariomycetes; Glomerellales; Glomerellaceae. The transcript has a single exon.
AUGGCGAUACCAAGCGAACUAGACGAACCCUUUUCAAAGCUGGUCCUUGACCCCUCAUCACCACCUCUCCCACUCCUCACCAAACCCAAAAAGUCACCUCUCCUCACCCUCUUCACCCGCAAAUCAGCUCCCCCUGUCCAGACCACUCCCCUUCCUUACACCCCCCUCAAACUAAACCAAAUCCGCCUCGUCAACCUCCACGGAGGACCACCCUCAACCCCAAUAACCCUCACAACCGAAACAACGCCCCUCUCAUCAGCAGAAUACACAGCCCUCUCCUACGUCUGGGGUGACCCCUCCGAUACCCUCCUCCUCCAUGUAAACAAUCACCUCUUCCACGCCACGAGAAACCUCCAUUCCGCUCUCCAGCACAUCCGCCUCUUCUUGAAGUCAUCGCAGGUUGUCCCGCUAUGGAUCGAUGCUAUAUCGAUAAACCAGGCAGAUACCACAGAACGAAGCCAACAAGUCUCGCAAAUGAGGGAGAUUUAUACUUCAGCAGACCUAGUCUUGACUUGGCUCGGUCCGGAUCUCGCCCCGGGACUCACAUACCUCCGCGAACUAGGCGACCACGCGCUCGCCGUCUCUCAAAACAGUAAAGAACCGCCGAAACUUCUUCCCAGCCACGUUAAGGACCGGUAUACAACAAUACGUGAGACUGUCAGAGUCUUUCAGUCAACCUACUGGAACCGAGUCUGGACGGUGCAGGAGUAUACCGCUCCCACGGACUUCGGGGUAUUUCUAUCCGGUACGGCGUGGGUAGAUCGUACUGCCUUCUUACCCGCCACAAUCCUCUAUACGCAAGCGCUGCACUGGCUUCGCGAUGGCUUGCGGAGGCGGGGCGCGGAUGCCUCGUUUGUGGAUGCCACGCUCGCGAGGGUGAAGAAGGUCGUUCAUGAUCUCAAGAUGAGCUAUGCGCGGAUGGUCGAAUCUAAUCACCUUAUCAGAGCAUCCGAUGAAACAAGGGCCUCUUCCAAAGCUGAGGGAAUUGACCAGGGUGAAUCAAGGCGCAGGGGGACCCCAAUGGUCCGCAGAUUCAAUCUCAUCAGCCUCCUCUUGCGUUUCCGCGAUCUUCAGGCAACAGACCCGCGGGACCGUAUCUAUGCGCCGCUGAACCUCCUCCAUCACGGUGCCAGGAAGAAACCUGUCAUUGCUAUUAACUACUCUCUCACUGUUCAACAACUCUACACAUCCGUCGCCAAAUACCUUUCAGAAGACAGAGACUACUGGCCUCUAAGCAUUCUUGAAAUCUGCCGCUUCGGGUCAUCGGACUUACCAUCUUGGGUGCCAGACUGGCAGGUCCUCCCAAGAAAAGUACUUUCGCGAGACGUCACCACAGGAGAGCAAGUUGUCUGUGCGAGUAAGGGGUACCCCGUUGACGCAGAACCUUGGAGGGUGCUGGACAAGACUCGGUUGCAGAUUACAGCUGUGCAAGUUGAUGCUGUGGCGGAAACAUGGGAGACAUUUGAUGCACUGAGUGUUCCUCGAACAAAAUCCUAUCCAACGUACACCCUGAAGAACCCCGGUGAAAGGUACGCGACCGGAAACAAGACUGUAUUAGAAGCCUUCCACGGACUAGCAGGAAUCGAACCGAGAUCUGAAGAUGGUGAAGAGGUGGAGAUAUAUCGCCAAGAGGAUUGGCAUCGUAACCCAAGCAUAAUGAGCCGGUUCAAUCGGCGCCGUUUAAUUCGUAUCAAACGCGGGCUCGUCGGUCUGGCUCCUGCUGAGGCCGUCCAAGGCGACAAAGUCUGGCUGGUUCCUGGAACGAACAUGUUCUACAUCUUCAGACCCGUAUUAGACGACGGAAGUCACACACUCAUCGGCGAGGUUUACCUCCAAGAUCUCAUGCAUGGAGAGGCACGGGAGUUCCUAGGCUUUGCUGGAAAGCAAACUGUCAUUACACUCGUUUAG